AUGGCGAAGAAAAGCUAUGAGGGUUGUAGUAGUGGACGUGGAAAGCCAGUGUAUCUUCUUGAUCGAAGAAAAUAUGAACCGAGUUUCGAUAGCGAUUAUGGCGUAUCCAAACUGUUUGAUAGAAGUCCCUCAAUUGGAACAUUAAGCAGUUCAAAUGCUUCUCAUGGACGUUCUCAAUUGUGUAAAUCUUCUAUAGAUGUAAACACUAAUAUGUCUUCUAUUCAUGGGAUAUCAGAUGGAAUUGGACCUACUCGAAGUGAGCAUUCGACAAGAAUAAUGGAAAACUAUUCAAUGGAUAAUAUUCAUCAGCGAACUUACGAAACAUCCGAAUUGUCUAGCCCUACAUUUAUGAAUACUUCGAGCAAUUUACCAAUAUGUCUUAAUAAAGACGAAAAUCACGAUACAAACGUUUCUUCUAACUAUGAUUAUAACUCAAAUGCAUCUUUUGAACAUGAAAACAUGUUUUGGCCAUAUACUAGGCUAUUUUCCGAUGAUGAAAAUGAACCACAGCAGAAACAACAGCGAAACAAUGUUUCGGAUUGGAUGGAUACUAAUUCUGAAAAUGCAGAUAUGAAAGAUGGUCAAACUGCUCCAAAGCUUGUCCAAAUUGUAGUACCUAAGUAUGAUAGCUGUUGUAUGCAGGAUUGUCCAAAGGUAUCCGAAUGCGGACCUACUUCACACUACUGUCCUGAUUGGUCACCUUUUUGUGUCAGUUUCGCUUCGCUUGCUACUAGAGAUAUGCAGUCAUAUCUUAAACGUAAGAAAGUAAUUUGUAAGAUUGCGGAAGAUGAUGUUAUCAUAAACGAAAAGAAUCUUGUCGCAAAUCGAUUAUGCCUAGAGAACAUACUGAUUGAUGACUCAAUGUACAUCUGCCCUAAACAUCGAAGCUCAUAUGGAAUUAAUCGGUAUAUUUCUGGAACCAAAUGUCAUCAUCCUGAUCAUGAUGCAAAACGUCCUGCUUCUAAAAGCGAUUUACGCACAGCUAAAAUAGAUAUCUGCUUAAGAGUUGAAGGUUUCCCAAUCGGCGGAAAGUAA
Adineta ricciae is the source of this 1035-nucleotide messenger RNA. NCBI's taxonomy places the organism in Eukaryota, Metazoa, Rotifera, Eurotatoria, Adinetida, Adinetidae. The record is from the annotation of a GenBank genome assembly.